AGUUGCAAUACGUAACGCAGACCCAUAAUAUAAUUACCAAGAGACGGGAAUAUAAUACCCUCCCCCUGUUUCUUUUCCUCUCUUUUCGUAUCUAUUCUGUUUAUUUCAUUCCUUUGUCCCUGCCAAGCAAGUUUUAGGUCAGGUGCUGUCACUGCCUUAUUUGGGUCGACUCUCAAGAGUUGCCCGUAUCACCAGUUUUACAAAACACCAAGUUUACAGUAACAUCAUCACAUCACAUCAUAGAGUCGCCAUAUAAAAUUAUACAAUGGCUGUGAAAGGCAUCUUUUCUUACUGGUGGUUCCCAGUCAUCUCAGGCCUCGUCUGGCUUGGAAUGCUUCUCGGUCUUCUCCUCGAAUGGCAAGUUAAUCAACAUGGUCGUCGAUAUCCCACGCAAUCGAUUCACUCCGACAUCGCCUACAUCUCCAAUGUCGGCGCCGAUCGUCUCCAACCUCUCUUCAUCGUCGGCUGUGUCUUGACUUCCAUCUUUCUCGACGCUGCAUUCUUGUCGGAGCGAUGGCUGCGACAUCGGGGUCGUCUUGUGCCCAACACUACACUCAUGGAGAAGAUCCUCAGCGGUCUCUCUAUCGCCUUUGCGACUGUUGGAACCGUGGGACUCAUCUGUCUUUCUAUCUUCAAGACCGGCAAGUAUAGCAGACUGCACAACACGUUUCUGGCGCUCUUUAUUGGAGGCUAUUUGAUCUCUGCUGUCUUUAUCUGCUGGGAGUAUCAACGCCUUGGAAUCAACUACCGCGAGCAUCGUAUCCUUCGCAGGUCUUUCUGGGUGAAGCUCACCUUCAUCCUCGUCGAGCUCUUCCUCAUCAUCGCCUUUGGCGUGUGCAGCCGCGUCAAGAAGCGAAACGCCGCCGCGAUCCUCGAAUGGGUCAUAUCCUUAAUCUUCACAUUCUACGCCGUCUCCUUCGUCAUCGACCUCUACCCUGCCGUUCGCACAAAGAGCCCUGACGCAAGGUACCAAAAGUCUUAUUACAUACCUUCUGCUCUCUCUGAUUCGAGAAGUCCCAGUAACGGGUCGCGCAAUAAUUUUGAUGCACCCGCAAACGGCCGUACCGAUGUCGAGAUGGCGCAGAGCGGUAACCGUGUGCCUCCCAGAGACUUCUAGACAGGCUGCAUAUAUCACAUACUUUACCCAUUACAACACAACAAAUUAAACUCACGUUUGUAACCUUUACAUAUGAAACUUUAUGCUCUAUGGAAUAAUGUCGGAAUGAUUCCCCGUUUCUUUCUUUGCCUGGCGUUUGGAUCGAGCGAGAACUGGCUCGUUUACAGGACUGUCUUGUAUGGCUUACAUCAUGCUCUUGUACACGAACUAUCAGAUAGAUGAACUUCAAGAUGAAC
Fusarium redolens is the source of this 1353-nucleotide messenger RNA. Its product is annotated as Frag1/DRAM/Sfk1 family-domain-containing protein. NCBI's taxonomy places the organism in Eukaryota, Fungi, Ascomycota, Sordariomycetes, Hypocreales, Nectriaceae. The record is from RefSeq and is a predicted model, not a curated record. The transcript has 3 exons. The coding region runs from base 266 to 1117 and encodes 283 amino acids. Gene Ontology annotation, cellular component: plasma membrane.